Messenger RNA from Aspergillus tanneri, 339 nucleotides. RefSeq names its product c-type cytochrome (gene CYC1). Gene Ontology annotation, cellular component: mitochondrial intermembrane space. Gene Ontology annotation, biological process: mitochondrial electron transport, cytochrome c to oxygen; mitochondrial electron transport, ubiquinol to cytochrome c. The transcript is spliced from 5 exons. The record is from RefSeq and is a predicted model, not a curated record. Lineage: Eukaryota; Fungi; Ascomycota; Eurotiomycetes; Eurotiales; Aspergillaceae. Bases 1 to 339 code for a protein of 112 amino acids. Gene Ontology annotation, molecular function: electron transfer activity; heme binding.
AUGGGCAAGGAGGCUUCUUUCGCUCCCGGUGACACCGCCAAGGGUGCCAAGCUCUUCCAGACUCGCUGCGCUCAGUGCCACACUGUCGAGGCUGGUGCUCCCCACAAGGUCGGCCCCAACCUGCACGGUCUGUUCGGCCGUAAAACUGGCCAGUCCGAGGGCUACGCCUACACCGAUGCCAACAAGCAGGCCGGUGUGACCUGGGACGAGAGCUCUCUGUUCAGCUACCUUGAGAACCCCAAGAAGUUCAUUCCCGGUACCAAGAUGGCCUUCGGUGGUUUGAAGAAGGCCAAGGAGAGGAACGAUCUGAUCACCUACCUCAAGGAGAGCACCGCCUAA